Molecule: messenger RNA, 2328 nt
Organism: Lachancea meyersii CBS 8951
Lineage: Eukaryota; Fungi; Ascomycota; Saccharomycetes; Saccharomycetales; Saccharomycetaceae
Source: the annotation of a GenBank genome assembly
AUGCCCCCCAAGGCGUCCAGUUCGUCCGGCAAGAAGAAGAGCAGUUCUGGUAGCACAGAUGAUGUGAAAACGCCAAAAUUCAAGCUUCCAACGACGUUCAUAGCCCGACCCAGCACCAAGACAGACGACCGCGCUAUUUGCAAUGUUUAUAUGAGCAAAGAGGUGAUGAAGGCGCUUGAAAUUGAGGUUGACGGAUUAUGUCUGGUUGGAAAACUCAGUGAAAACGGUGUGGUGGCCGUGGCGCAUUUUGGCGACGAUUCGAUGCCAGACAAUGUGGUGCAAGUCUCAGAGCCGCUUCGAUCUGUGGGAAAUAUAUUGUUGGGAGACCGCAUCGAGGUUAAAAAGGCGAACCUGCAGCCGGAAUAUGCGUCGAGCGUUACAGUGGGAUCAAAACAGGGUGUGCAACUACCAGCUGAAGCAGAAAAGCAUAUUGGUAAAUUGAUGGAUGAGUGCGGGCUGGUAAUGCCAGGAAUGGCGUUUUCUAGUCGUGUAAUCACUGAAGAUCUAGUCUUAGACCUAGUUAUCACAAGUGUCAAUGAUAUACCCGCCGAUGAGCUGCCUAAUAUUGCGAAACUCGACCUGAACGGCUCAGAUUCCGUGCAAAACCAAGUUUUCUAUCUCUCCCCACCUGCAAUUUUCCGCAAAGACACCACCAAGAUUAUUUUGAGUACAGAGGUGGCUCCUUCGUUCAAAUACGGACUCCCACAGCCCAUGAGCUACGACAGCGUUGGUGGAUUGAACAAAGAGGUGGACUUGCUCAAAAGAACCAUUGAACUCCCGCUACACGAGCCAACUCUAUUCGCUGAGUUCGGGGUGACUCCGCCCCGAGGAAUUCUACUUCAUGGCCCCCCAGGAACGGGUAAAACAAUGCUGCUGAGAUGCGUCGCCGGUGAGGCAAACGCACACAUUUUAACCAUCAACGGACCGUCCAUCGUCUCGAAAUACCUUGGAGAAACAGAAGCCGCCCUAAGAGACAUUUUUAACGAGGCCAAGCUAUACCAGCCGUCGAUAAUUUUCAUUGACGAAAUCGAUUCCUUGGCGCCUAGCAGAUCGAGCGAUGAUUCAGGCGAAGUCGAGAGCAGGGUCGUUGCAACCUUGCUUACUUUAAUGGAUGGCAUGGGCAGCUCGGGCCGUGUUGUGGUUGUUGCCGCGACAAACAGGCCCAACUCUGUCGACUCGGCAUUGAGAAGGCCGGGACGGCUAGACCAAGAAGUCGAGAUUGGAAUUCCUGACGCUGAUGCCAGACAUGACAUUCUGAUCAAGCAAUUCAGCAAGGUUUCGGUAAAACGUCAUGAGCUGAGCGCAGACGACAUACAGCUCGUUGCAUCUCGCACGCAUGGUUAUGUUGGCGCGGAUUUGGUGGCAUUGUGCAGGGAGUCGGUGAUGAAAACGGUCCAGAGAGGCGUCAUUCAGAAUCUGGCCAGAGACACUUUGAAGAUCACCUUGAAAGAUGUGGAAGACGCCAUGACGGAGAUACGUCCAAGCGCCAUGCGAGAGAUCUUCCUUGAAAUGCCAAAAGUGUACUGGUCAGAUAUUGGCGGUCAAGAUGACCUCAAGGUGAAAUUGAGAGAGAUGAUCCAACUGCCGCUAGAAGCGUCCGAGUCCUUUGAGCGUCUUGGAGUGUCAGCUCCGAAAGGUGUGCUGCUUUAUGGACCGCCUGGUUGCUCCAAAACUCUGACGGCGAAGGCACUGGCCACCGAAUCUGGUGUAAACUUUUUGGCUGUGAAAGGGCCCGAGAUCUUCAAUAAAUAUGUGGGUGAAUCGGAGAAAGCGAUCAGAGAAGUGUUCAGGAAGGCAAGGGCAGCGGCCCCCAGUAUCAUUUUUUUCGACGAGAUCGAUGCUUUGUCUCCUGACCGUGAUUCUGGUGGUUCUACGUCCGCAGCGAACCAUGUGCUUACUUCUUUGUUGAAUGAGAUUGACGGUGUUGAAGAACUUAACGGAGUUGUUAUAGUAGCUGCAACCAACAGACCCGACGAAAUCGACCCGGCGCUGUUGAGACCAGGAAGACUCGACCGUCAUAUUUAUGUCGGUCCGCCAGAUUUUGAGGCCAGGCUACAGAUCUUAAAGAAAAACACGAAGAACUUUCAAGUGGAAGAUGCAGACGCUAUUUUGAAAGAUCUGGCAGAGAGAACCGAGGGCUGUUCUGGUGCAGAAGUGGUGCUUUUAUGUCAAGAAGCUGGAUUGGCUGCUAUCAUGGAAACUCUCGAAGCUGAGCGAGUACAGAAAAAACAUUUCGAGAAAGCACUCAGCGGCAUCUCGCGAGGCAUCGACCAAGAGAUGCUAGACUACUACCAGAGCUUCCAGUCUCGCAGUGGCAUUUCGGCUUGA